AUGUGAAAGGCUCCCGCCCGCCGCCAUUUUCUUUCUUUCUUGGGAGGCAGCGAGCGGGGCAGGAAGCGGUGGCUGAGCGAGUAUGGCGGACUAUUCCACGGUGCCCCCUCCUGCUUCGGGCGCUCCCGGGGGAGGCGGCGGUGGAGGUGGAGGAGUGAACGAUGCCUUUAAAGACGCGCUGCAGAGGGCUAGGCAGAUUGCAGCAAAAAUUGGAGGAGAUGCUGGCACAUCAAUGAAUUCAAACGACUACGGUUAUGGAGGACAAAAAAGACCUCUUGAGGAUGGAGAUGGCUCUUGGACAAGUCCGAGCAGUACAACACACUGGGAGGGAAUGCCCUCUCCUUUUAAAGAUCAACCAGAUGCUAAGAAAGUUGCUCCUCAGAAUGACUCUUUUGGAAAUCAGCUACCACCGAUGCAUCAACAACAAAGGUCUGUGAUGACAGAGGAGUACAAAGUUCCAGAUGGGAUGGUUGGAUUCAUAAUUGGCAGAGGUGGAGAGCAGAUCUCGCGCAUACAGCAAGAGUCUGGCUGUAAGAUACAGAUUGCACCUGAUAGUGGAGGCCUGCCUGAAAGAUCAUGCAUGCUAACUGGAACACCAGAGUCUGUUCAAUCAGCAAAAAGAUUACUUGAUCAGAUAGUUGAAAAGGGAAGACCUGCACCUGGCUUUCAUCAUGGUGAUGGACCUGGAAAUGCAGUCCAAGAAAUUAUGAUUCCAGCAAGUAAAGCAGGAUUAGUUAUUGGAAAAGGUGGAGAGACAAUUAAACAAUUACAGGAGCGGGCAGGUGUCAAAAUGGUCAUGAUUCAAGACGGUCCACAGAACACUGGUGCAGACAAGCCCCUUAGGAUAACUGGAGACCCUUAUAAAGUUCAACAAGCCAAGGAAAUGGUGCUGGAGUUAAUUCGUGAUCAAGGUGGCUUUAGAGAGGUGCGCAACGAAUAUGGGUCAAGAAUAGGAGGAAAUGAAGGGAUAGACGUUCCAAUACCACGAUUUGCUGUAGGUAUUGUAAUUGGAAGAAACGGAGAGAUGAUAAAAAAGAUACAGAAUGAUGCUGGUGUUAGGAUCCAGUUUAAGCCAGAUGAUGGAACAACUCCAGAUAGAAUAGCCCAAAUCACAGGGCCUCCUGACAGAUGUCAGCAUGCUGCAGAAAUUAUUACAGAUCUCCUUCGAAGUGUUCAGGCUGGUAACCCUGGUGGACCAGGACCUGGUGGUCGAGGAAGGGGUAGAGGCCAAGGCAACUGGAACAUGGGGCCUCCUGGUGGAUUACAGGAAUUCAAUUUUAUUGUUCCCACUGGCAAAACUGGAUUAAUCAUUGGCAAAGGUGGUGAAACUAUUAAAAGCAUAAGCCAGCAGUCUGGUGCUAGAAUAGAACUUCAAAGAAAUCCUCCACCUAAUGCGGAUCCAAACAUGAAGAUGUUUACUAUCCGUGGAACACCCCAGCAAAUAGAUUAUGCACGACAACUUAUAGAAGAAAAGAUUGGAGGUCCAGUAAAUCCAUUGGGUCCACCUGUUCCCCAUGGACCCCAUGGUGUUGUUCCUGGCCCACAUGGACCUCCUGGGCCACCAGGUCCUGGUGCUCCCAUGGGACCAUAUAACCCAGCUCCUUAUAAUCCAGGGCCUCCUGGCCCUGCACCUCAUGGUCCUCCAGCUCCGUAUGCUCCACAAGGAUGGGGCAAUGCUUAUCCACACUGGCAGCCACCAAAUCCACCAGAUCCAGGUAAGCCAGGAACAGAUCCCAAUUCAGCAGCGUGGGCAGCUUAUUAUGCUCACUACUAUCAGCAGCAAGCACAGCCACCACCCGCAGCCCCUCCUGGUGGACCAGCUACAACCCAAACUAAUGGACAAGGAGAUCAGCCAAAUCCAGCACCAGCAGGGCAGGUUGACUAUACCAAGGCCUGGGAGGAGUACUACAAAAAAAUGGGUCAAGCAGUUCCUGCCCCUGCUGGGGCUCCGCCAGGUGGUCAGCCAGAUUACAGUGCAGCAUGGGCUGAGUACUACAGGCAACAGGCAGCAUAUUACGCCCAGACAAGUCCACAGGGAAUGCCACAACAUCCUCCAGCACCACAGUGCCUUCCCAGACCUUCCACCUUAGGUUCUGCUGCAAAAAAGCAACAGUGCUGAAGAUGCUGCAAGCACCAAAUCAUAGCUCAUAGAAUCAGGUCCUGAGAUAGUUACUACCAGUAAAGAGGAAUCCUUUGAGUGUAUGCCAUUGGUGAGCCGAUGAGCAUGGACCAUAGAAGGGCUCCAUGUAGAAGGUAAAAUUGGCAAAAACAUAACAGAUUUGAAAUGUAUCCCAUACAUAAUGGUGUAGGGUAUAAUUUUUGUUUUGAUCACUUUUCAUUCUUUAAAGUAUUAUUUGUUUGACCAUAAAUGUUCCAUAAUCUGUUACGUUUUUUAAACUGUGAUUUAAUAAUAUAAACCAUCUAUUUUACUUUAUAUUCUUCUAAACAGCCAAGCUUAGAUAUAUUGAAUUUUUGAACUAAAUUAAUAGUUGUGCUUCAGUUUCUCAAGCCACUUAAUAUUUCAUCUGUAGUUUAAUAUGUAACUUCAUUUUUGACGUGAGAAAAGGUUAGGUGUGUACCAUUUGGAUUUUGAUACUGUGAAUUUAGUGUUGGGGUGAGUCAUUUGUUCACUUCCUUUUACAUGAUACUUUUUUCUUCAACUGUUGUUCCUCAAAUAUCUUGAACAGUCUUUCAAUUGUAAGUUUAGCCAGUGGGAGGAGAUAGAGAAGAAAAAGCCAGUUUAUUGGAAUGUUGCUAGUGUGUGGAAGAUGAGAUGUCCUUGUCUGUAGCAUUUGAGGUGUAUUGACUUCCAGCUUUCUCACUGCUGGGCUUACAGGCAUGCUAUUUUGUGCUAAGCAUAGUGUUUAUUUUUCAACUCUGUCUCCAAACUCAUAGUUCUUAGGAGAACAGAAAAUAGAUUAUUGGAGUUAUCCUGAUCCAUAAAGAUAACUGGACUUCCUUAGAAAUGUAAUGAACUUGUCCAAAAGGUAUCUUUAAAUGUUUCCUGCUUUUUUUCCCCCCCCUUAGAGUACCACAAAUUAAGUAGAAUGUGAAGAGUACAAAAAGUUUAAAAAGGAAGCAUAAUGUUCAAAGUAGGAAAAGCAUUUUCGUAUCACUUUCUGCAGCCUAUACUUCAAUAGGACAUGAAAUAGAAUGUCAGGUGGAUAAUCUUCAGUCUAGCAUGAUAAUAAGUCAUCUAUUUAAGUUGUCCAGGCAGACAGGAUCAUUAUUCACUUGCAGAGCCUAUCUUGAAAUAUUUCAUUUUUUUACUAGUGGUAUUUUAUUGGAUGAUAGAAACUGUUUCUCCCCUGUUCUCUUCCAAAGUAAUUUUUAAGUUUUCCAUUGCAUGCUAAAAGCUUUUUAUUUUGCUUUUUUUCUGGAAGUGGGGGGAGGAAGGGAGGACUGGGCUUUUCAGAAAGCAUACAGUUGACAGGAUUCCCUCUUCCCUAGUAAUAGCUUAUAAAACUCUUAUGUAUGCACAAAUAUUUCUCUUGCGUGCAUGUGAAAUGCCUUUUCGUCCUGAGAAAAGUGUUCUCUGCAGAAACUACCCGUGUGUAAAAAGAAGAUUGGCUUUAAAAGACAACUGUGAUGGGAACAGUGUCUUAGGGAGAUGCAGCUUGGACUUGAGGUAAAUUGAAUGCUUUACAAAAAUGUGGUUUUGAGCUUGCAUUGACAUUGUAUGUAAUAUGGGUACACGUUAACUGUAUAAUGUUUUUUGUAUGGUUUUUCUCAAUAAAUGUAAACUGAUGGAUAAUAAUAGCAA
Molecule: messenger RNA, 3763 nt
Organism: Gymnogyps californianus (California condor)
Lineage: Eukaryota; Metazoa; Chordata; Aves; Accipitriformes; Cathartidae
Gene: FUBP1
Product: far upstream element binding protein 1
Exons: 22
Coding region: 83-2119 (678 amino acids)
Biological process (GO): regulation of DNA-templated transcription
Cellular component (GO): nucleus; cytoplasm
Molecular function (GO): mRNA binding
Source: RefSeq, a predicted model, not a curated record